CACCCAAAGUCAGUUUCCAUUUAUAAGUGAAACAAUACUAAAAAAAGAAAGAAAACAAUCAGAUCAGCUCUCCCAUAUUAUAAUGCAAUUUGUCUGAAUAAUUAAAACAAAAAUUAGUUGCAUUGCACCGCGUCACACAUACUUCAUACAUGGUGCCCAUUGCAGCAAAAAAACUUCAACUGAAGAAACACCCUAGUCAAGUCAACUCUCCCCCAAAUCAAAUUCUUAUCUUGUUUUUCAAUUCCUCAGAUGAUGAUUUUCUUGUAGAAUUCCAACUGGGUUUUCCUCUGCAUCAAUUUUUAUUGCAAUUUCUUGAACUGGGCAGCCGGUUUUUUCUGUGAUUAAUCGACAGUUGGGUGGAAAAAGUUGAAGUUUUUACAGGUUUUUUUCUCUACUCGGCGGUUAGAUUUUUGUUUUUCUUUGUAUGAAUAGAUAUAUUGUUUUAGUGAUUUUGAAGUUGUAUAAGCUGAGACUGUAAUUAUAUGGGAAGUGUAUUGAUUUUGUUGCUGCAAGAAUGAUAAGAUUCAUUGUAGAAGUUUGAAAAUUUGAUUAUGGUUGAAAGAUUGCAAGGUGUUUGAUGAAUUGUCUCUGUGAAGAAUUUGGAAAAAAAAUGGUGUCACGCUGAUUUUUUUUUCUUGGGGGUAGAAAUGUUUCUCUUGGGCACAAAGGUUUGAUUUAACGUGAAAAAAUAGAAUAAGUUUGUUGGAUCAUUGACCAUGGAGAAUGGCGCUGACCUGUCUUCAUCCUUGAGCUUCGCCUCGUCUUCGUAUUUAUCGAAUGGCUCUAGCGGACACGAAAUGCCUUCCACAGCUGGCUUCGAAGUAGGGGCGAAUCUGGAAUUAUUGAGUUUGAGUAGAUUAAGUUCGAGUCUUGAAAAGCUAGUGAUAGGCGGUGCUGAAUAUGACUACAGCGAUGCAGAAAUAGAAGUCGAGGGAAUCGCAGUAGGUGUCAGUCGAUGCAUAUUAGCCGCAAGAUCUCAUUUUUUCCACGAAAUAUUCAAGAAUAAUAACGCGGAGAGUCGAUCUUCCACAAAGGAAGGUAAAAAGCCGAAAUAUAUCUUGUCUGAACUGGUCCCGCAUGGGAAAAUAGGAUACGAAGCUUUUACGGUGGUUUUGAAUUACUUGUACACUGGAAAAGUGAAGGCAUCUCCAGCUGAGGUGGCGACGUGUGUCGACGAAUCGUGCGCUCAUGAUGCAUGUGGGCCCGCCAUUAACUAUGCUGUUGAAAUGAUGUAUGCUUCUGCCACAUUCCAGAUUAAAGAACUUGUGAUGGUUGUUCAGCGCCGUCUCCUCAAUUUCGUCGACAAAGCAUUCGUCGAAGACGUAAUCCCAAUCCUCAUCGUAGCAUCUACUUGCAACUUAAACGAACUCCUGUCACACUGCCUCCAAAGAAUCGCACGCUCCGAUCUCGACAAUACUAUCAUCGAAAAGGAGCUCCCUUAUCAAACUCAAAACGAAGUCAAAAGCCUCCGCCUCAAAUCCAACAACCAAGAAGAAGAACACGACUCCAUCCAAGCGGACCCCACAAACGAGAAAAGAAUCAAAAGAAUCCACCGAGCGCUCGACUCCAACGACGUCGAGCUGGUCAAGAUGCUUCUGGAAGAAUCCGGAAUCUCUCUGGACUCAGCUUUGGCCCUACACUACGCGGCCGCUUAUUGCAACCCUAAAAUCGUGGCCGAGGUUCUAAACUUAGGAUUCGCUGAUGUCAGCCUCCGGGACCCACGGGGGUACACCGUACUGCAUGUUGCUGCGCGGCGGAAGGAUCCUUCUAUAGUCGUGGGACUGCUUACUAAAGGUGCUUCUGUUUCGGAUAGGACAAGGGAUGGAGUGACAGCUGUCACGAUUUGCAGGAGGCUGACUAGGCCGAAGGAUUUCAAUGAGGCGUCGGUGCAUGGUAAGGAGACUAAUACGGAUCGGCUUUGUAUUGAUGUGUUGGAGAGAGAAAUUAGGAGGAAUCCAUUGGCUGGGAAUAUGUCCGUUUCGUCGAUGAUGGUGGCUGAUGAUUUGCAUAUGAGGCUUCUCCUUCUUGAAAAUAGAGUUGCAAUGGCACGUACGUUAUUUCCACUUGAAGCGAGAGUGGCCAUGCAGAUAGCGCAUGCAGAAUCGACUUUCGAGUUUGCUGGAUUAUCGGCUUCAAAAGGCUCUUAUGGUAAUUUUAGAGAGGUUGAUUUAAACGAAAUACCGUCCGAGCAAGUCAAAAAGCUCCAUUUGAGGUUGCAAGCCCUGCAAAAAACUGUUGAGACAGGUCGUCGUUUUUUCCCCAACUGCUCGGAAGUACUUGACCUACUCUUGGAAGACGAUACACUAGGCGAUUUAUUACUCGAAAAGGGCAGCCCAGAGGAACAAAGAACGAAAAGAAUGCGUUAUAUCGAAUUAAAAGAAGAUGUGAUUAAGGCAUUUAAUAAAGAUAUUGCCGAACAUAAUAAGCUGAGUGGCUUAUCUUCUUCUUCGUCACGCUCUAAUUCUCCGAGGGUUAAGGUUAGGAGAAGGUAGAGUGGAUAUUUUAUUUUUUUGAUUAAAAAAAAAUAUUGUUAUUAGUGUUUUUAAUUUUAGCCCACGAAUGUCGUCGAAUGUGCAGCGAUUUUUGCGAAUAAUGUUAUAUGAUUGAUUCUUCUUGUAAUUGCACGUUGUUUUGUUCGCGUGUACUUGGAACUCGUUUCGUGUAAAAUAGCGUCGAUUUUAAAAGAAAAGAAAAAUAACUUGAACUCCUCGGAGAAUGUAAAUUCCUUCUCAUCAUGCUUAUUGAUAAUAUCGGCAGCUUCUGUU
This is a messenger RNA of Erythranthe guttata (spotted monkey flower), 2765 nucleotides long. The record is from RefSeq and is a predicted model, not a curated record. Lineage: Eukaryota; Viridiplantae; Streptophyta; Magnoliopsida; Lamiales; Phrymaceae.